AUGCAAUUAGAGAUCCCGUUUUCUUUUGAAGCCUCGUUUGAAAAGAAAACGAGAGAACUUUCUUCUCCCGCCUCCGAGCCAAGAGACGAGGAGGCCGCCUACGGCGCGGGCGGCUACGGCGGCGGCGGCGGCCACCUGGUGAUCGCGGGCGGUGGCGGCGGCAGCCACGGCCCGUCGGCGGCCGACCUGGCGCAGAGGCAGCUGACGCGGGAUACCAGCAGCCGCCUGGAACGCAGCGCAGGCGGCGUCGAAGCAGGUGGCAGCGCAGGCAGCGCAGGCAGCCACCAGGCACAGGCUGCCGCCGCGGCCAAGUACGCCCAGGCGCAGGCGGCGGCAGGUGCGGCCUUCGGCGAGUCGGCCAACGCCGCGAAGGCCGCCACGACGGUGCAGUCGGCCGAGGCCUUCGAGCAGUGGGCGCUCGACCAGGCGGCCACGCUCUCGCGCGCCCGCAGCUACGACCUCGGCGCCGCGCUGCAGGCAGCCAGCAAGGCCUCGUCCGCCGCCAAGACGGCCUACCUCAGGGCCAAAGGUACCGGUCACGGCGGCCUCGGCUACGGCACCAGAGCUGGUUCUGGCAGCGGCUUCGGCUUCGGAGAAGGAAACGGAGGAGGCGGUGGUGGCUACGGCCAUUGA
Molecule: messenger RNA, 633 nt
Organism: Penaeus chinensis
Lineage: Eukaryota; Metazoa; Arthropoda; Malacostraca; Decapoda; Penaeidae
Product: protein no-on-transient A-like
Exons: 5
Coding region: 1-633 (210 amino acids)
Source: RefSeq, a predicted model, not a curated record